Anolis sagrei ordinatus is the source of this 12849-nucleotide messenger RNA. NCBI's taxonomy places the organism in Eukaryota, Metazoa, Chordata, Lepidosauria, Squamata, Anolidae. The record is from RefSeq and is a predicted model, not a curated record.
AGCACUUCCGCCGCGGGGCGGGGCCCGAGAGGCAGGCAAGGCGGGCGGGCACCGCGGAGAAGACCAGAGAGAGAAGAGAAGAGAGAGGAGAAAGGAGAGAGGCGAGAGCGGCCAGGCUUGGCCUUCCCGAAAGAGAGAGAGAGAGAGAGAGAAAGAGAGAGAAAGGAGGCGUGGCUUAGGAGCAGAGGGGGCGUGGCCAGCCCAGGCAGAGAGGCAGGCCGGGCAAUUCAUCCUUUAUUGAUCCAAGAGGCCUUCAUCCUUUAUUGAUCCCUUGGCAUCGGUAUUGGCAUUGGCAUUGGCAUCGGCAGCGGAGAUGGCGUUUGUGUCGACGCAGGGCCCGACGGUGGUGGACCAGACCACCCUCAUGAAGAAGUACCUCCAGUUCGUGGCCGCCCUCACCGACGUCAACACACCCGACGAAACCAAACUGAAGAUGAUGCAAGAAGUCAGUGAAAAUUUCGAGAACGUGACCUCCUCCCCGCAGUACUCCACCUUCCUGGAACACAUCAUCCCGCGCUUCCUCACCUUCCUCCAGGACGGAGAGGUCCAGUUCCUGCAGGAAAAGCCCGCACAGCAACUCAGGAAAUUAGUUCUGGAGAUCAUCCACCGGAUCCCGACCAAUGAGCACCUCCGCCCUCACACCAAGAACAUCCUGUCCGUCAUGUUCAGGUUUCUAGAGACGGAAAACGAAGAAAACGUCCUGAUUUGCUUGAGAAUCAUCAUCGAGCUGCACAAACAGUUCCGGCCACCCAUCACCCAAGAGAUUCAUCAUUUUUUGGAUUUUGUGAAACAGAUUUACAAAGAACUCCCCAAAGUCGUGAACCGAUAUUUUGAGAACCCGCAGGUGAUCCCCGAAAACACGGUUCCCACCCCGGAGAUGGUGGGCAUGAUCACCACCAUCGUCGUGAAAGUCAACCCCGAGCGGGACGACAGCGAGACCAGGACGCAUUCGAUCAUCCCUCGCGGCUCGCUCUCCCUGAAGGUCCUGGCCGAACUGCCCAUCAUCGUUGUCCUCAUGUAUCAGCUCUACAAACUCAACAUCCAUAACGUGGUGGCCGAAUUUGUGCCCUUGAUCAUGAAUACGAUUAUCAUCCAGGUGUCCACGCAAGCAAGGCAGCACAAACUCUACAACAAAGAGCUGUAUGCCGACUUCAUUGCUGCACAGAUAAAAACGUUAUCAUUCUUGGCUUACAUCAUAAGGAUUUAUCAGGAAUUGGUGGCAAAGUAUUCGCAGCAGAUGGUGAAGGGGAUGCUGCAACUGCUGUCCAACUGUCCAGCCGAGACAGCUCACCUCCGGAAGGAGCUCCUCAUUGCGGCCAAGCACAUCCUCACCACGGAUUUGAGGAGCCAGUUCAUUCCCUGCAUGGACAAGCUGUUUGAUGAAUCCAUCCUCAUUGGCUCUGGAUACACGGCCCGCGAAACACUCAGGCCCCUUGCCUACAGCACGUUGGCGGAUCUGGUCCAUCACGUCCGGCAGCACUUGCCGCUCAACGACCUCUCCCUGGCCGUCCAGUUAUUUGCCAAGAACAUCGACGACGAGUCGUUGCCCAGCAGCAUCCAGACCAUGUCGUGCAAGCUUCUCUUGAACCUGGUGGAUUGCAUCCGCUCCAAGAGCGAGCAGGAGAAUGGAAACGGACGGGACAUCCUCAUGCGCAUGCUGGAGGUCUUUGUCCUGAAGUUCCACACGAUUGCCCGCUACCAGCUCUCCCUGAUCUUCAAGAAGUGCAAGCCGCAGUCGGAGCUGGGGGCGGCGGAGGCGGCGGCCUUGCCGGGGGUCCCGCCAGGGGGGAGCACCGCCCCCGCCCCGGCCCCCUCCCCGGCCCCUCCCUCCGCGGCCCCCCCUGCGGCCCCAGGCCCCUCCUUCGAGAAGCAAGGCGAGAAGGAGAAGGAGGACAAGCAGACCUUCCAAGUCACCGACUGCCGGAGCCUGGUCAAGACCCUCGUCUGCGGCGUCAAGACCAUCACCUGGGGCAUCACCUCCUGCAAAGCGCCCGGCGAAGCCCAGUUCAUUCCCAAUAAGCAGCUGCAACCUAAAGAGACCCAGAUCUACAUCAAGCUGGUCAAAUAUGCAAUGCAGGCGCUGGAUAUUUAUCAGGUUCAAAUAGCGGGGAACGGGCAGACGUACAUCCGGGUGGCCAAUUGCCAGACGGUCCGGAUGAAAGAGGAGAAGGAGGUGCUGGAGCACUUUGCGGGCGUCUUCACCAUGAUGAACCCCUUGACUUUCAAGGAAAUCUUCCAGACGACGGUCCCGUACAUGGUGGAACGCAUCUCCAAGAACUACGCCCUCCAGAUUGUCGCCAAUUCCUUCCUGGCCAACCCAACUACCUCGGCUCUGUUUGCGACCAUCCUGGUGGAAUACCUUCUGGACCGGUUGCCCGAAAUGGGCUCCAACGUGGAGCUGUCCAACCUGUAUCUCAAGCUCUUCAAGCUGGUCUUUGGCUCCGUCUCGCUCUUUGCGGCUGAGAACGAGCAGAUGCUGAAGCCGCACUUGCACAAGAUAGUGAACAGCUCCAUGGAGCUGGCCCAGACGGCCAAGGAGCCCUACAACUACUUCCUGCUGCUCCGGGCGCUCUUCCGGUCAAUUGGCGGAGGGAGCCACGACCUCCUCUACCAGGAAUUCCUGCCCUUGCUGCCCAACUUACUCCAAGGUCUGAACAUGCUGCAGAGCGGCCUGCACAAGCAGCACAUGAAGGACCUGUUUGUGGAGCUUUGCCUCACCGUGCCGGUCCGGCUGAGCUCCCUCCUGCCUUACUUGCCCAUGCUGAUGGAUCCUUUGGUCUCGGCCUUGAACGGCUCCCAGACGCUGGUCAGCCAAGGCCUGCGGACCCUCGAGUUGUGCGUGGACAACCUCCAGCCGGACUUCCUGUACGACCACAUCCAGCCCGUGCGCGCAGAGCUCAUGCAGGCCUUGUGGCGGACGCUGCGCAAUCCCGCCGAGACCAUCUCCCACGUCGCCUACCGCGUUCUGGGCAAGUUCGGCGGCAGCAACCGGAAGAUGCUGAAGGAGUCGCAGAAGCUGCAGUACGUUGUGACGGAGAUCCAAGGGCCCAGCAUCACCGCCGAGUUCUCCGACUGCAAGGCCUCCAUCCAGCUCCCCAUGGAGAAGGCGAUUGAGACGGCCUUGGACUGCCUGAAGAGCGCCAACACGGAGCCAUAUUACCGGAGGCAGGCGUGGGAGGUCAUCAAGUGCUUCUUGGUGGCCAUGAUGAGCCUGGACGACAACAAGCACGCCCUCUAUCAGCUUCUGGCCCAUCCCAACUUCACGGAGAAGUCCAUUCCCAGCGUGAUCAUCUCUCACCGGUACAAAGCCCAGGACACGCCGGCACGCAAGACCUUUGAGCAAGCCUUGACCGGGGCCUUCAUGUCGGCCGUGAUCAAGGACCUGCGCCCCAGCGCACUCCCCUUCGUGGCCAGCCUCAUCCGCCACUACACCAUGGUGGCCGUGGCACAGCAGUGCGGCCCUUUCCUGCUGCAAUGCUACCAGGUGGGGAGCCAGCCCAGCACGGCCAUGUUCCACAGCGAGGAGAACGGCUCCAAAGGCAUGGACCCGCUGGUCCUGAUCGACGCCAUCGCCAUCUGCAUGGCCUACGAGGAGAAGGAGCUCUGCAAGAUCGGGGAGGUCGCCCUGGCCGUCAUCUUCGACGUCGCCAGCAUCAUCCUCGGCUCCAAGGAAAGGGCUUGCCAGCUGCCCUUGUUCUCGUACAUCGUGGAGCGCCUGUGCGCCUGCUGCUACGAGCAAGCCUGGUACGCCAAGCUGGGCGGCGUGGUGUCCAUCAAGUUCCUCAUGGAGCGGCUGCCCCUCAUCUGGGUCCUCCAGAACCAGCAGACCUUCCUCAAGGCCCUCCUCUUCGUCAUGAUGGACCUCACCGGAGAGGUGUCGAACGGUGCUGUCGCCAUGGCCAAAACCACGCUGGAACAGCUCUUGAUCCGGUGCGCGACUCCGCUGAAGGACGAAGAGAAGGCGGAAGACAUCCUGGCCGCCCAGGAGAAGUCCUUCCACCACGUCACCCACGACCUGGUCCGCGAGGUCACCUCCCCCAACUCCACCGUGCGGAAGCAAGCCAUGCACUCCCUGCAAGUCCUGGCACAAGUCACCGGGAAGAGCGUCACCGUCAUCAUGGAGCCCCACAAAGAGGUUCUCCAAGACAUGGUUCCUCCGAAGAAGCACCUUCUCCGGCACCAGCCUGCCAACGCCCAGAUCGGCUUGAUGGAGGGGAACACCUUCUGCACCACGCUCCAGCCCCGGCUCUUCACCAUGGACCUCAACGUGGUGGAACACAAAGUCUUCUACACAGAGCUUCUGAAUUUGUGUGAGGCCGAAGACAGCGCCUUGAUGAAGCUGCCUUGCUACAAGAGCCUCCCCUCCCUGGUCCCGCUCCGCAUUGCCGCGCUGAACGCCUUAGCCGCUUGCAAUUACUUGCCACAGUCGAGAGAGAAAAUCAUUGCGGCGCUGUUCAAGGCACUCAACUCCACCAACAACGAGCUCCAGGAGGCCGGAGAGGCGUGCAUGAGGAAGUUCUUGGAAGGCGCGACCAUCGAGGUCGACCAGAUCCACACGCACAUGAGGCCGCUGCUGAUGAUGCUGGGCGACUACCGGAGCCUGACGCUCAACGUGGUCAACCGGCUUACCUCCGUGACCCGGCUCUUCCCGAAUUCCUUCAACGACAAGUUCUGCGAUCAAAUGAUGCAACACCUGCGCAAGUGGAUGGAGGUCGUUGUCAUUACUCAUAAAGGAGGGCAGAGGAGUGACGGAAACGAAAUGAAGAUCUGCUCGGCCAUUAUCAACCUCUUCCACCUGAUCCCGGCCGCGCCUCAGACGCUCGUGAAGCCCUUGCUGGAGGUGGUCAUGAAGACCGAGCGGGCCAUGCUCAUCGAGGCCGGCAGUCCCUUCCGAGAGCCGUUAAUCAAGUUUCUGACGCGGCACCCUUCUCAGACGGUGGAGCUGUUUAUGAUGGAAGCCACCUUGAAUGAUCCCCAGUGGAGCCGAAUGUUUAUGAGUUUUUUGAAACAUAAAGAUGCGAAACCUCUGCGUGACGUCCUGGCCGCCAACCCCAACCGCUUCAUCACGCUGUUGCUGCCCGGCGGGACUCAAGCGGCCGUCCGGCCGGGCUCUCCCAGCACCAGCACCAUGCGGCUCGACCUCCAGUUUCAGGCCAUCAAGAUCAUCAGCAUCAUCGUGAAGAACGACGAGUGCUGGCUGGCCAACCAGCACUCUCUGGUGAGCCAGCUGCGGCGCGUCUGGGUCAGCGAGGCCUUCCAGGAGCGGCACCGGAAGGAAAACAUGGCCGCCACCAACUGGAAGGAGCCCAAACUCCUGGCCUACUGCCUCUUGAAUUACUGCAAGAGGAAUUACGGGGACAUUGAGCUUCUCUUCCAGCUCCUGCGGGCCUUCACGGGGCGCUUCCUGUGCAACAUGACCUUCCUGAAGGAGUACAUGGAGGAGGAGAUCCCCAAGAACUACACCAUCGCCCAGAAGCGGGCCCUCUUCUUCCGCUUCGUCGACUUUGCCGACCCCAACUUCGGAGACGAGCUGAAGGCCAAGGUCCUGCAACACAUCCUGAACCCGGCUUUCUUGCACAGCUUUGAGAAAGGGGAAGGGGAGCAGCUGCUGGGCCCCCCCAACCCGGAAGGAGACAACCCUGAAAGCAUCACCAGUGUCUUCAUCACCAAGGUCCUGGAUCCGGAGAAGCAGGCGGACAUGCUGGACUCCCUCCGCAUUUACCUCCUGCAGUUCGCCACGCUCCUGGUGGAGCACGCCCCGCACCACAUCCAUGACAACAACAAGAACCGGAACAGCAAGCUGCGGCGGCUCAUGACGUUUGCGUGGCCGUGCCUGCUUUCCAAGGCCUGCGUGGACCCGGCCUGCAAGUACAGCGGGCACCUGCUCCUGGCCCACAUCAUCGCCAAGUUCGCCAUCCACAAGAAGAUCGUCUUACAGGUCUUCCACAGCCUCCUGAAGGCGCACGCCAUGGAAGCACGGGCCAUUGUGAGGCAAGCCAUGGCCAUCCUGACGCCCGCGGUCCCGGCCCGGAUGGAGGACGGCCACCAGAUGUUGACGCACUGGACGAGGAAAAUCAUCGUGGAAGAGGGCCACACCGUCCCACAGCUCGUCCACAUUUUGCACUUAAUUGUCCAGCACUUCAAGGUGUACUACCCGGUGAGGCACCACCUGGUGCAGCACAUGGUGAGCGCCAUGCAGAGGCUGGGCUUCACCCCCAGCGUCACCAUCGAGCAGAGGAAGCUGGCCGUGGACCUGGCCGAAGUGGUCAUCAAGUGGGAACUGCAGCGCAUCAAGGACCAGCAACCGGAUUCCGACGCGGAUGCGGGUUCCAGCGGGGAAGGGGCGGGCUCCGGCUCCGCGGCGGUCAAGAGGGGCCUCUCUGUUGACUCCGGCCAAGAAGUGAAGCGCUUCCGCACAGCGACGGGGGGCAUCAGCGCCGUCUUUGGUCGCAGCCAGUCCUUACCGGGAGCGGACGCCCUCCUUUCGAAGCCCAUUGACAAGCAACACACGGACACCGUCAUCAACUUCCUCAUUAGGAUUGCGUGCCAGGUAAACGACAACUCGAAUACGGCGGGCUCUCCGGGAGAGCUGCUUUCCCGGCGCUGCGUCAACCUUCUGAAGACGGCGUUGCGGCCGGACAUGUGGCCCAAGUCGGAGCUCAAACUGCAGUGGUUUGAUAAGCUUUUGAUGACGGUGGAGCAGCCCAACCAGGCCAACUUUGCCAAUAUCUGCACCGGCCUGGAAGUCCUCAGCUUCCUCCUGACGGUCUUGCAGUCUCCAGCCAUCCUGAGCAGCUUCAAGCCUUUGCAGCGCGGCAUCGCCUCUUGCAUGACGUGCGGGAACACCAAGGUUUUGCGGGCCGUCCACACGCUGCUUUCGCGCCUGAUGAGCAACUUCCCGACGGAACCAAGUACCUCCAGCGUUGCCUCCAAGUAUGAAGAACUCGAGUGUCUUUAUGCGGCCGUCGGGAAAGUUAUUUACGAAGGACUUACUAAUUAUGAGAAAGCAACGAAUGCCAACCCUUCUCAACUUUUUGGUACCUUGAUGAUUCUGAAGUCGGCCUGCAGCAACAACCCCAGCUACAUCGACAGGCUGAUUUCGGUCUUCAUGAGGUCCCUCCAGAAGAUGGUGCGGGAACACCUGAACCAGCAGACCCAAGCAGGCACUCCCGAAGCAAACACAGGAACUACAAAGCACAGCACAUCAUUGAUUGAGCUUCUGAGUUUGAGCCUGCCAAUUUUGGACUCUCGCUUGCUGAGAUUCCAUCUGAACAUGAGGAAGAACUUCCUGACUGUUACAGCAACAUCUGUUAUAGAACUCCAGUAUGCUGAUGACAAUGUCGUCUGUGCUGUUGCAAAGAUAAUGGCGAGGCUUAUAUAUGCAAAUUCUCCAUUGGCUGCUGUUCAGACGCCCACCCUGCGAGAGAAGUCCAUUCUGCUGGUGAAAAUGAUGACCUACAUGGAGAAGCGCUUUCCGGAGGACCUUGAGCUGAACGCCCAGUUCUUAGACCUCGUGAACUACGUCUAUAGGGACGAAAGCCUUUCCGGGAGCGAGCUGACGGCCAAGCUGGAGCCGGCCUUCCUCUCGGGCCUGCGCUGUGCUCAGCCUCUCAUCCGGGCCAAGUUCUUCGAGGUCUUCGACAAUUCCAUGAAGCGCCGCGUUUACGAGCGCCUGCUUUACGUCACCUGCUCCCAAAACUGGGAGGCCAUGGGAAACCAUUUUUGGAUCAAGCAGUGUAUUGAGCUUCUGUUGGCUGUGUGCGAGCGGAACACGACCAUUGGGACCAGUUGCCAGGGCGCCAUGCUCCCGUCCAUCACCAACGUCAUCAACCUUGCGGACAGCCACGACCGGGCCGCCUUCGCCAUGGUGACCCACGUCAAGCAGGAGCCCCGAGAGAGAGAAAACAGCGAGUCCAAGGAAGAGGACGUGGAGAUCGACAUAGAGCUGGCUCCGGGGGACCAGGCCAGCACCCCCAAGACCAAGGAGCUUUCCGAAAAGGACAUCGGCAACCAGCUGCACAUGCUGACCAACCGGCACGACAAAUUCCUGGACUCCCUCCGAGAAGUGAAGACGGGUGCGCUGCUGAGUGCCUUUGUGCAGCUGUGCCACAUCUCCACCCCGCUAGCCGAGAAGACCUGGAUCCAGCUGUUCUCCAGGCUGUGGAAGAUCUUGUCCGAUAGGCAGCAGCAUGCGCUGGCGGGGGAGAUCAGCCCCUUCUUGUGCAGCGGGAGCCACCAGGUGCAGCGGGACUGCCAGCCGAGCGCGCUGAACUGCUUUGUGGAGGGCCUGUCGCAGUGCGUGCCGCCCAUCCCCAUCCGGCCCUGCGUGCUCAAGUACCUGGGCAAGACCCACAACCUCUGGUUCCGCUCCACGCUCAUGCUGGAGCACCAGGCCUUCGAGAAGGGCCUCAGCCUCCAGAUCAAGCCCAAGCAGACCGCUGCCGAGUUCUACGAGCAGGAGAGCAUCACCCCGCCACAGCAGGAGAUCCUGGAUUCCCUGGCCGAGCUGUACUCUUUGCUGCAGGAGGAGGACAUGUGGGCCGGCCUCUGGCAGAAGCGCUGCAAAUUCCCCGAGACCGCGACCGCCAUCGCUUAUGAGCAGCACGGCUUCUUCGAACAGGCUCAGGAGACGUACGAAAAAGCGAUGGAGAAAGCCAAGAAGGAGCACGACAGAAACAACGCUUCCCCAGCCAUUUUCCCCGAGUAUCAACUUUGGGAAGACCACUGGAUUCGGUGCUCCAAAGAGUUGAACCAGUGGGAAGCGCUGACCGAGUACGGGCAGUCGAAGGGCCACAUCAACCCCUACCUGGUCCUGGAGUGUGCCUGGCGCGUCUCCAACUGGACGGCCGUGAAGGAAGCCCUGGUUCAGGUGGAGUUGAGCUGCCCGAAGGAGAUGGCGUGGAAGGUGAACAUGUACCGGGGCUUCCUGGCCAUCUGCCACCCGGAGGAGCAGCAGCUGAACUUCAUUGAGCGCCUGGUGGAGAUGGCCAGCGGGUUGGCCAUCCGAGAGUGGCGGAGGCUCCCCCAGGUGGUCUCCCACGUCCACACACCCCUCCUGCAGGCGGCGCAGCAGAUCAUCGAGCUCCAAGAGGCGGCCCAGAUCAACGCGGGGCUGCAGCCGGCCAACCUGGGGCGGAACAACAGCCUCCACGACAUGAAGACGGUGGUGAAGACGUGGAGGAACCGCCUGCCCAUCGUCUCGGACGACUUGUCCCACUGGAGCAGCAUCUUCAUGUGGCGCCAGCAUCACUACCAAGCCAUUGUCGGUGCGUACGACAACAGCUCCCAGCACGACCCCAGUUCCAACAACGCCAUGCUGGGGGUCCACGCUUCGGCCUCGGCCAUCAUCCAGUAUGGAAAGAUCGCCCGGAAGCAAGGCCUGGUCAACGUGGCCCUGGACAUCCUGAGUCGCAUCCACACCAUCCCAACCGUCCCGAUCGUGGAUUGCUUCCAGAAGAUUCGGCAGCAAGUCAAGUGCUACCUUCAGCUGGCCGGAGUUCUGGGCAAAAACGAAUGCAUGCAGGGCCUGGAGGUGAUCGAAUCCACCAACCUGAAGUAUUUCACCAAGGAGAUGACGGCCGAGUUCUACGCGCUGAAGGGGAUGUUCUUGGCUCAGAUUAACAAGUCGGAGGAAGCCAACAAGGCCUUCUCGGCGGCGGUGCAGAUGCACGACGUGCUGGUGAAGGCGUGGGCCAUGUGGGGAGACUACCUGGAGAACAUCUUCGUCAAGGAGCGCCAGCUGCACCUGGGCGUCUCCGCCAUCACCUGCUACCUCCACGCCUGCCGCCACCAGAACGAGAGCAAGUCACGCAAGUACCUGGCCAAGGUUCUUUGGCUGCUCAGCUUUGACGACGACAAGAACACGCUGGCGGACGCUGUGGACAAGUACUGCAUUGGCGUCCCCCCGAUCCAGUGGCUGGCUUGGAUCCCACAGCUCUUGACCUGUUUGGUUGGGUCAGAGGGCAAGCUGCUCUUGAACCUUAUUAGCCAGGUUGGGCGUGUGUACCCGCAAGCGGUCUACUUCCCCAUUCGAACCCUUUAUUUGACGCUGAAGAUCGAGCAGCGCGAACGCUACAAAAGCGAUUCGGGGCAGCAGCAGCCGAGUUCGGUGGGGAGCCAGUCCCACUCGGCCUCGGACCCGGGCCCCAUCCGCGCCACGGCCCCCAUGUGGCGCUGCAGCCGCAUCAUGCACAUGCAGCGGGAGCUGCACCCCACACUCCUCUCCUCGCUCGAGGGCAUCGUGGACCAGAUGGUCUGGUUCAGAGAAAACUGGCACGAGGAGGUCCUCCGGCAGUUGCAGCAGGGACUGGCCAAGUGCUACUCGGUGGCCUUUGAGAAGAGCGGGGCCGUGUCGGACGCCAAGAUCACGCCGCACACCCUCAACUUCGUCAAGAAGCUGGUCAGCACCUUCGGCGUCGGCCUGGAGAACGUCUCCAACGUCUCCACCAUGUUCUCCAGCGCGGCCUCCGAGUCCCUGGCCCGGAGAGCCCAGGCCACGGCCCAGGACCCCGUCUUCCAGAAGCUCAAGGGACAGUUCACCACCGACUUCGACUUCAGUGUGCCGGGCUCCAUGAAGCUUCACAACCUCAUUUCGAAGCUGAAGAAGUGGAUCAAGAUCCUGGAGGCCAAAACCAAGCAGCUGCCCAAGUUCUUCCUCAUCGAGGAGAAAUGCCGCUUCCUGAGCAACUUCUCGGCCCAGACCGCCGAGGUGGAGAUCCCCGGGGAGUUCCUCAUGCCCAAGCCCACGCACUACUACAUCAAGAUCGCACGCUUUAUGCCCAGAGUGGAGAUUGUGCAAAAGCAUAACACGGCCGCCAGAAGGCUCUACAUCCGAGGUCACAAUGGGAAGAUCUACCCGUACCUGGUCAUGAACGACGCCUGCCUGACCGAGUCGCGCCGAGAGGAGCGUGUCCUGCAGCUCCUCCGCCUCCUCAACCCGUGCCUGGAGAAGAGGAAGGAGACCACCAAGAGGCACCUCUUCUUCACAGUCCCGCGAGUGGUGGCGGUCUCCCCGCAGAUGCGCCUGGUGGAAGACAACCCCUCCUCGCUCUCCCUCGUGGAGAUCUACAAGCAGCGCUGCGCCAAGAAGGGGAUCGAGCACGACAGCCCCAUCUCGCGCUACUACGACCGGCUGGCCACCGUCCAAGCGCGAGGCACCCAGGCCAGCCACCAGGUCCUCCGCGACAUCCUGAAAGAAGUGCAGGGCAACAUGGUGCCACGUAGCAUGCUGAAGGAAUGGGCGCUGCACACGUUCCCAAACGCCACCGACUACUGGACCUUCCGGAAGAUGUUCACCAUCCAGCUCGCCCUGAUUGGCUUUGCGGAAUUCGUCUUCCACUUGAACCGCCUGAAUCCUGAGAUGCUUCAGAUUGCACAGGAUACCGGCAAGCUGAAUGUGGCCUACUUCCGAUUCGAUAUCAACGACGCCACGGGGGACCUGGAUGCCAACCGCCCCGUUCCGUUCCGACUCACGCCAAACAUUUCAGAGUUCCUCACCACCAUCGGCGUUUCCGGCCCACUCACCGCCUCGAUGAUUGCCGUCGCCCGCUGUUUCGCGCAACCAAACUUCAAGGUGGACGGCAUCCUGAAGACGGUUCUGCGAGACGAAAUCAUUGCCUGGCACAAGAAGACCCAGGAGGACACCUCCUCCCCGCUCUCGGCGGCCGGGCAGCCGGAGAACAUGGACAGCCAGCAGCUGGUGUCGCUGGUCCAGAAAGCGGUGACGGCCAUCAUGACGCGGCUGCACAACCUGGCGCAGUUCGAAGGCGGCGAGAGCAAGGUCAACACACUGGUGGCGGCCGCCAACAGCCUGGACAACCUCUGCCGCAUGGACCCCGCCUGGCACCCCUGGCUCUAGCGAGCGGGAGGGAACCUGCCGGACUUCGCCCCCAUCGCCCCUCCGCCUCCACCCGCCUCCAUCCCACCUUCUCCGACCUUCCGUUCAGUGUUCUCGUGUUUACAAUCAUACCACGGAUGUUCCCGUGAUGCCUUUCCCAUUGUUUUGCAUGCUUCAAGGCGCGAGGAAUAUUGAGAAUAUUUUUUCUACGAGAAGGGAGAAUUCCGAUGAGAUUUCUCCAGGUCGUCUGACGUGAACUCCUUUUCUUUCUUUUUUUAAAUGUGAAGCUAGUAUUGUUAAAUUUUUUUUAAUGCAAAAUGUGUUUCCUUCAUGGAUUUCCUUUCAAGUGGUACAAAUUCUGAUGAAAUAACGUUUUUUAAUCCGCUCGGAAACAUACUGAAAUCAAAGUGGACUUGCAUACAAAAUUGUAUAUAGAACUGUAUACAAAAUUGUAUGCAAAAUUGUAUAUAAAACUGUAUACAAAAUUGUAUGCAAAACUGUAUACAAAAUUGUAUAUAAAACCGUAUACAAAAUUGUAUACAAAAUCAUUUUUGUUCCUCGUUGGAAGCUACCGAUCAAAUUUGUCCUUGUUUUAUUUUACUAGAACAAGAAAAAGUUGUGUACUUAUUUUUUUGGGGGGGGGGGUGUCUUUUUUGCAGCCUGGUUGAGUGAAAAGGGAAAUCACAAAAGUGAAAUUGUCACUCAGACAAAAGAACCAGCCUGGUAAGAAUCAAAGGUUAUGUGAGAUAAGCUGGGAUAUCCUUUCUUUCUCGCCCUUCUCCCUUUCCCCCGUUUUUAAGUUGGACUCAUUUCAACCUCUUGUUGUUAAGUGGCUUCGAAAGCAACCGUUUUGUAGUGUUUAUCAUUUUUAAAAAUGAAAAAAAAAGAGUUAAAGAAUUGCUUUUAUUUGGGUCGGUGUGAGCCAUGUUUCUACGCCCUUGCAGUGUUGAGAAUGUUCGAGUCCCAAUUUGUACAGAGCAAACCGUUUUUCAAAAUAAAUAUUUUCUAAACUG